Molecule: messenger RNA, 1242 nt
Organism: Sapajus apella (tufted capuchin)
Lineage: Eukaryota; Metazoa; Chordata; Mammalia; Primates; Cebidae
Gene: MLF1
Product: myeloid leukemia factor 1
Exons: 8
Coding region: 125-973 (282 amino acids)
Biological process (GO): regulation of DNA-templated transcription
Cellular component (GO): nucleus; cytoplasm
Source: RefSeq, a predicted model, not a curated record
ACCUCCUGCGCCGCGGCUAGAGAGGCGUCGUCAGUGCAGGAGGCUGGGUCGGGUCGCGGCCGCGGCGGGUUAACAUCGUUUUUCCAGUCUGUCCGCGGCUACCGCCGCCUGAGACAGAACCAGAAUGUUCAGGAUGCUGAGUAGCAGCUUUGAGGAGGACCCCUUCUUCUCUGAAUCCAUUCUUGCACACCGAGAAAAUAUGCGACAGAUGAUGAGAAGUUUUUCUGAACCCUUUGGAAGAGAUUUGCUCAGUAUCUCUGAUGGUAGAGGGAGAGCUCAUAAUCGUAGAGGACAUAAUGAUGAUGAAGAUACUUUGACUGCAACAAAUUGUUCUCUUAUGCCUUUUGGCAGUUUUGGUGGUAUGCAUACAGAUGUCAGCCCUUUUCAGACAAUGGACCAAAUGUUGUCAAAUAUGAGAAACCGUGUGCAGCAAUUAGAAAGAAACUUUGGUCAACUUUCAGUGGAUCCAAAUGGACAUUCAUUUUGUUCUUCCUCAGUUAUGACUUACUCCAAAGUAGGAGAUGAACCGCCAAAGGUUUUUCAGGCCACAACUCAAACCCGUCGAGCUCCAGGAGGAAUAAAGGAAACCAGGAAAGCAAUGAGAGAUUCUGACAGUGGACUAGAAAAAAUGGCUAUUGGUCAUCAUAUCCGUGACCGAGCUCAUGUAAUUAGAAAGUCAAAGAACAAGAAGACUGGAGAUGAAGAGGUCAACCAGGAGUUCAUCAAUAUGAAUGAAAGUGAUGCUUGUGCUUUUGAUGAUGAGUGGCAAAGUGAGGUUUUGAAGUACAAACCAGGACGCAAUCUAGACGACACUAGAAUGAGAAGUGUUCGCCAUGAGAAUCCUGGAUCCCGAGAACUUAAAAGAAGGGAGAAGCCUCACCAAAGUCCAGCCAUUGAAUAUGGAAGAAGAUCAAAUGUUUUGGGGGACAAACUCCACAUCAAAGGCUCAUCUGUGAAAAGCAACAAAAAAUAAAAAGCCAUGCAUUUGAGUUGUUUAGUUUUGGUUGUUUUAACAGUUAGUAAUGGUGCUGGGUAAUAUGCAUAAGACCAAUCUCUUGUUGUUAAAUUAGUUCUGCCCUUGGCAACUUUCUUCUGAUACCUGAAUACUCAUUAAUGUCCUAGCUUUAUAUCGUCCCUCUUUUAGAAAUAAAAUUUUGAUUUUCAACAAUGUGAGUAAAUUGUGAAAUAGCCUAUUAAUAUAAAACUCUUUAAUACGUUAAAUUUUUAAAGCUUAAAUGCUGA